Molecule: messenger RNA, 879 nt
Organism: Camellia sinensis
Lineage: Eukaryota; Viridiplantae; Streptophyta; Magnoliopsida; Ericales; Theaceae
Source: RefSeq, a predicted model, not a curated record
AUGAAGCACCUCUAUAAGGAACUCUCCGAAGAUUGCUGGGAAUUGAUUCUGAAUCAAUUAGCAAUCGAUGACUUCAACCACUUGCAAUCCCCUUCUUUGGUUUGCAAGCUAUUCCUAUCCAUCACCGAUCGACUUCGACUCAAAUUGAAUGUCCCAAACAGAUUGUUCUACAGCCAUAACUGUGAGGGUUUGUUCAGAGCUCUUCAACGAUUCACUAACCUCCAAGAGAUUGAGCUUCGUGAUCCCAUCUUCGGUGACAAAGCCGAUGUCAACUACCCCAUUCAAAGAAUCACUUCUUCAGAGAAGAUUUUGAUCUACGAUGAUUCUGGUUUGAGCUUCCAUGGACUCUCGAAUUUCUUAUGUGGAUGCCCAUCUUUGACACACUUGACACUUUGUUUCAAUAAUUUCCUCACUGACAAUUACAUGAGGGAUUUAUGCCGGUAUCUUCCUAAUCUCGUGUCCAUAAAGUUUAAUCGGUGUUCAAACAUAACCACUGCAACGUUCUUCAUCCUUGCAAAAGAAUGUCCUAUGCUUUCGAAAAUUGGACUGCCUAAUAUAAAGCCACAAGUUGAAGAUGAUUUUAACUUGGAGUUGAAGAGGAAUUAUCGAAUUAGAUCAUUGGAUUUGACUUGUUCUGUGUAUCUGAAUGAUGAAUUCAUAAAAAAAGUAGGGGCUGUUUGCCCCAAUUUACAGACUCUAAAUCUUAAUGGACUUCUUAGUUUGAUAAUAGAGGGCAUUGGGGAAAUUUUGAGGUGUUGCUCUCAGAUUAAGCAUUUGAUAGUGGAUAGAACUAGAGACAUGGUGAUCUUUUUGAAACAAUUCAAAACUCGCCGCAUUAAAAAUGGACAUGGUUAUAACCUAGAGGGCCUCUAUGACUGA